Prorocentrum cordatum is the source of this 4125-nucleotide messenger RNA. NCBI's taxonomy places the organism in Eukaryota, Dinophyceae, Prorocentrales, Prorocentraceae. The record is from the annotation of a GenBank genome assembly.
AUGUCCGACGCUUGGCUUGCGUUCGCCCUAGGCGACUCUGGCAAUGAAGAUGAGGCGACUGACGUCGAUGGCGCAAUGGACGUCGAUGGCCUUGCAGAUCAUGGCGCAGAUGGCGCCACAGACGUCGAUGGCGCCAUGGGCGUCGAUGGCGCAGAUCGUGGCUCGCCGUUGCUCUUCCAGCUCGCCCCGUGGUCGCCGAUUGACCGACGCAGGCUGUGGAACCCGACGGUGAGGGAGGCGUCGUCGAUGGAGGGGCCUCUAAGAGGCUUCGCGAUCGCCCCGCUUCGCCGCUCGUUCGACGUGAUCUCACUACGACCUCGCGACGACGGCCCACGAUACCACUGUGAGGCCACGGCGACAGUAGCCGACGACGUCUUGGACAUUGAGCGCCCCCCGAAGAUUGUUUCAAGGGCUGCUGGCUCCAUGAUCGUGGGUGGCGACAGGAGGCGCCAUGGCGAGACCGUCGAGAUGAUUGCAAGCUGUCUCGUGCAUUGCGACCGCUGUGCGCUCCAACUGCUCAACGAAAGCAUCCGUAGAGAUGCCACGUCGCUGCUGCUUUUCGUGGAGUUCUCAAGGUACGACGCUACGGAGCUCAACGUUGGACUGAAACGAUAUGAUGCGGACUCGGCUGUGCCACUCCUGGACGCUACAUCUAACACGGAGGCUCUCAUGGACAUGGCGCCCGACCUCGCCCUUAGCAAAGAGUUGGAGUCUGCGACACUCGCCAAGGAUGGCCAGACUCCGGAUCGAGCACACCUGUUUGGUUCAGAACAUGGUUGGGCCGCUCUGAUCAGUAUUCAGGAUGGCGAGCGCAGACGGCUCGUCAAUUUCUUCGGCCCCACGCUGACAUGGACCCAGGUUGUAGACCGCGGCACGGCUAAGUGUGCAAAGCAGGCGCUCAUCGAGACGUGCGGCACGUUCAUUGACGCGGACCAUUACGACACACGGCUACGAAUUGCAACCACAGAUGCCGCAUCAGCGAACUAUAUGACCGAGAGGGGCAUGAUGGCGGAUCGCGACGAUGGAUGGGUCAACUUGCACAUGCCGUGUAAUGUUCACAAGGUUGCGACAGGCCACACCAAAACAUACGACUUGGUAAAAGAUGACAUCACUGGAGCCAUACAACUGUCACUGUCAGUAUCAUCAGCAUCGGCCAUGAGCUCCUUCAGGCGCGCAUUCACCACCGUGGCUCGCAAACGAUUGGUGGUGGAGCGAGGGAGGCCAACUGCGUUGGACGAGGAGUAUCGGGAGACCAUGCUGAACCUCUUCCUGACCAAGGGGCAGAAGCACGGUGAGAAGGCGCACAUGGCCAAAACUAUUCUGAACGGCCCGUGGCAGGACCACUCCAAAUUCGUUGUGUACAUCGAUGGUGAAGGUCCAAUCCCAGCCACGGUUCGAAGACAGGUGGAGAAGAAUGUUGUACGUUGUCUGAACUUUGUUUGCUUGGGGAAGUCAUUCAGCACCUACCCUCGUCAUCGCUGGACGGGCGCGGACGUUUCCAUUGAUGAGAUUGGUUUGGCUGCUUGCAUACACGGGCUUCUUUUUCCAGCCUACCAGUUGUUCGUGAAGUCUGCCGCGGGCCCGAGCGACGGUAAGCACGAGGGUGACCGCGCGGCUGACAGUCGGCCUGCCGACCGACGGCCCCGCGCUGGCGGCGGGCCGCGGUCGGCUUCCCCAGCGGGCGGCGAGGUGCCCAUGGGCGCCGCUGCAGCGCAGGCCGCGGAACGCGGACACGCGCCGACAUGGCACCAACAGAAUGAGACGGACAAGAAGAAUACGUUGAAAUGGGUGGAGACGGAGCCUCUCCACAAGUUGAUGGCGAUUCGGGUCACGAUGGAGCCGUGGAGAGAGUUGAUGGAGGCAUACUUGUUCAGCGCAGGGGACGAUUGGGAACUCCGUCAGAGAUGUGCGGAAGCAACUCACCAGCUGGACCCGCAGACGUCGGACAGAAGGCAGUUCCGUUUGUCGACGUACGCUGGGCUGGUGUACGAGAAGGAGUUCUUCGAGGAUUUGGACAAGGCGUGGGACUCCAGAGUGUGGGACUUCAUCCCAUUGCAGUCUCGUACGUUUGCAUUUCGGUCAGUGUGUUUCAGGAUGUUGUCAAGGUCUGGUUGCUUGGUGAACCAUUAUCUUGUGAAGCCUGCGGACGAGUUCCCCGUUGCCCUCUUCGCCUUGAUCCUGGGUGUGGACUGCGCCAAACAACUGCAGGACCAACCGCGCUGCUUGCGGGAUGUCUUCUCGGAUCAUAUUUUGGAAUCGUAUCCAGGAGACGCGCUAGGCAACGAGGAAUGCAUCGCUAAGUUGAUCACUGUGGCCCAGAUAACGCACGUGGAGAACGUUAAAUGCGAGCACGACCACUCAUCUUUCAAGAGGCACGUGGAUGCGCAGAGCGUCAACACGAACCGUGCGAAUUUCGAUUAUGUGAACGCGCAGGUCACGUGCCAGAAGUUCAGGGUACGGUUGAAGCGUUGCGGGCGGAUCGUCAUCGCGACGCAUCGGGCAUUGAAGAGCAGUCGUGAAGCCAAAGCGAAAGGCGGCGCCUCAUUCGGCCCGACUACACGGGACGUUCAGAGGUUCACAAGUAAUAAGAUUAUGAAAGCACUUGUUGAUAGGUAUUGCAGCGGAGCCGAAUCCACCAUAUCUGUCUUACCAUUGCUUGGGGGCACAUUCUCUCCAUCGAGUUGCGACGCAGAUGUUGACAAGCAUCGGGCGGCCGCUCGAUCCGCGGCGAAGCAGCUCAUGGCGUCCAAGAAUAAGAAGCUGGAUGCCUCGACAGACAUUCUCGACGCGUGGGACGCGCAGCACGGGGCGGAUCGGCUUCGGAACCUCAUCGAGUUGGGCCCUACGCUGGCACCUUGCCAGCCUGCCCUGCAGCCGCUCCCCUCGAGCGGCUUGGAGACUUAUGAGGUCAUGUUCGACUUGUCCAAGAAGGCGAGUGACAUCGCUUCGUUUGUAAUGGGGAACAGGCGAAGCUCCAACUUGGGAUGCAUCCUGAAGCGCGACUGGGCCAAGAAGAAUCGGCUGAUAAAGCACGACGACCAGCCUCAGUGGAAAGAGCCUGAACGGGGGAGCGAGUGUAACAAGAAGUGCAGAGGGUAUGGCUACUGCGUGUGCUCGGAGGAUGGGAAGCUCGUGGCCAGCCUGCGAAAUUCUGUAAUAUCUGCCCUGAAGAGGAUAUGUCCACGAACAUCUGCGAACGUGCAGCUGCUGAAGGAUGCGUGCUUGGUGCUGAGGCUGCAGGGCGUCAAGCCGCCCCAAUCAGCAUGGCUCGACUCUGCGCUCGCGGACGACGAUGGCGACCCCCCUGAGGCCUACAGUUUCAGCCACGGCGUAUAUUGGUUUCAUAUCGGCUUCUUGCUUCUGAGCCCGUACCAGCCUGAGUUCCACGAGUUGCUGCAGGAACCCGUGGACGGCGAGACCCCGUACGUCUGGCUGCGGGCGCAACGCAAGUAUUUCUACGAGUGGGCUUUGUUCUCAAACUUGGAUCGUUUAUGUUCGUGGACUUGCAGCUUGUAUCGGCUGGUGGAUACGUGCGAGCACACGGGACUCUUCGAUGUUACGUUGGUCCCAGUGGAGGCAUUGCCAUUGCCCGACGGCGAGGUCGACGCGUGGCCCGUGCGGAGGCGCAAGCGAACCAGAGGCAAAGCUGACGAUGCACCGAAGCCCGCUGGGCCAAAGAAGCAGACCGCCGAUGCGCUGGAGGACGACGAACCCGACGAGGGCAGCGGCUGCGACGGCAAUGCAGAGGGCCACGGCGACACCGAAGUCCUCGAUGUGCUGGACAUCCCAGGCGGCGGCCGCAUCUCCUACUACAAGAACGGCGACUUCGUUGCGGAGUGCCCGAACCCGAAGCACGGCAAGAAGUGCAGAUUGACGCGCACUUCGAGACGCAAUGACAAGAGACCCGCCCAAGGCAAACCAUUGGGUCUCAUGAUGGGGUGGAUUUCACUGGCGUUCUCGGGGGCCUUCCCCAAUUGCCACGAACACGUGCACAACAAGAUGUGCUUCCCGAACCACAAGGCCAGGAUCAAGUACAGGAAGGAGUUGGAAAAAAUAGCAGGCAGCAACGACGUGCUGCAGCAUGAGAACCCACGCGGCAGGCCCGAGCCACCAGGCCUGCCGUGA